AUGGAUAUUAACGAAGGUACUUCUAUAGAGGAUUUGUGGACACCAUACAAAGAAUUGGUUGCUGUGGUGGAGGGAUACCUUGCUCAUGAGAAUGGAGGAGUACCAUAUGCUGUUCACACAUUUGAAUCAGUUCUAAGACGGCAUAAGCAGACUUUCUUAUCACUUUUAAAAUAUCCUCCAAAAAACCCAGCAAGCAGGGAGGAGAUAAAAAGAGGUGUAACAGAAGGUGUGAAUUUGCCUAGUAUAGGAAGAACACUAUUAUCAAAAGAGCUUAUAGAUGAGGCAAUUAUUAUAUCAGACAUGUACAAUGUGAAUGAAUAUGUGUGCCUGGAGCUCUUGCACACGGCGCAGCGACAGGCUGCACGGCAUCCAGCCUUGGCUCGAGGGUUGCUUGCUGUGCUUCUGUAUCAUGACGGGCGACGCGCUUUAGUGCAGGCGCUACGCUCGCUCCUGGUGGCUCGUGACGGAGUCUGCUGGACAAUAAAUGCACGUGAGGAGAUAGUGAACUAUGUUACCCGCUACGUUGAGCAACUAAUAUCGGAUGGGCUGCUGGGCAACGUUUUGGAUGCUCUUCGCCGCUGCUCUCUGGACUCGGAACUGGAGCUUCUGCAGAACAACAGGGCCUUGCCGCCUGGACGCCACCACGUGAGGCUCAUCUCUACUAUAGAGACAACCAGAAAAUUACUUGCCGGUGUCAUAUUCGCUGCAUCAGCACAGAGGGGCCUCGAGCGGGAUAUACUGCUUAGAUUAUUCAGAGAACAAAUGACGUCCCCCUCACAUGGACCCACUGGCGCCUUAGAUGAGAUAUCGCUUGCACUCCAAAUGUCUCUUCUCUACGCUUUAGACUUGUCGGUUUUACACAGGCGAGAGGACGGCGAAGAACUGGCGAAGAAGUUGCCUCUCAUCCAGGAUCCAGAUCUGAUAUCUGUCCUGUUGGACGAGCUGUCGCCCCCGACCAACCCUAACCAGACUCAGGAUGGUCAAGACAAGGGCUCAGGGCUGAGGGCUCUGUGCCAACUGUCGCUGGGGUUGUCUCUAGCGGCCCUGAAAAGAGCACCCCAGUCCCUACUGAGGGGAUCAAACACUGGAGAGAUCAAGAGUGAACUACUGGACCAGGACGAAGUACUUGUAGACGCUGCUAUUGAUGGAAAAGUGUUCGAGUACCUCCACGACGCGAUCCUGUCGAGCGACUUGGUGGCCUCCGAGGAGUACUACCAGCGGCGCAUCCACUCGCUGAUCACGGACUUCAUCGUCCUCAUGCACUCCAAACUUAUGGAGAUGAGGGUCAAGGCGGAGGAGGCGGCGCGCGCGGUGGCGGCGUACGCGGCGGAGGGGCUGGCGGCGCCGGGCGGCGCGGCGGCGGGGCGCACGCGGCUGGGCGCGCUGCUGCUCUGCGUGGAGCGGCUCUACGCGCGCGACCCGCUCGCGCUGCGCGGCGACUACUGGCGCGCGUGCGACGCCGCGCCGGCCGCCAUCAGGGCGGGCGGGCGGUCGGCGUCGCUGUACAAGUUCGUGCGGCUGUCGGGCGAGGCGGUGUGCGCGGCGCUGCUGGGCGGCUACCUGCGCGCGCUGGCCGCGCUGGCCGUGCCGCGCCACGCCUGGGCGCUGCUGGCGCGCCGCGACGCGCUCUCCGCCCACCACCUGCUCACCGCGCUGCAGCUCUACCACCGGAACCUCCGCGCCGACCCUGCGCCGUUCUCUGACCAUCUGCACUCGUCGUCUUUGGGCGCAUCCGCCAUACUGACCCCGGCGGCUAGACCAGGGAAGCUGCUGGUCAGGCAGGAAGAGGUGGAGGCGAUGAUAGCCGCCCUGAAACUGAUCGCGGCGGUGGCGCGUGUCGACGAAGCGGCAAGCUGCGCCAUCUGCGAGAAUCUUCAGUGGGACGCAAUUAACUGCAUGUUUGGCCUGAUCUGCUGCCACGUGCCGAUCCAGCUGAAGGCGCAGCUGUGCCUGACGCUGGCGGCGCUGGGCGGGCGCGCCGCCACCGCGGGCCGCGUGUGGGCGGCGCUGGAGGCGGCGCAGCUGGUCUCCGCGGCGGCCGACAGGCGGGCGCUCAACGCGGAGCUGCACGAGGUGGAGUGCCGCAUGGAGGAGUACCCGUUGUCGCGCGCGUUCCUGCAGCUGCUUGAAGCGCUGUGCAGCGCCGCGCCGCUGCCUCGCGCCCUGGGCGCCGGCACUCGCCCCCCCGGCCUGGAGCCCUACGUGCAGCACGUGCUGCAGCGCUUGGCGCUGCCCGCGCCGCACCGCAGCUACGCGCUGCCGCACGAGGAGUGGCAGGUGCUGGCGCUGUGCUUCCGUCUGUUCGCGCGCUGGCUGGAGCAGUACGAGCCGAGCGGCGGGGACUUCCCGCCGGCGGGCCGCGAGCCGGAGUCGAACCCGCCGCCCGGCUUCACGCUGCUGCUGCAGCUGCACGCCGACUCGGAGCUGCUGCGGCUGGCGCUCGGCUGCCUCGACCGCGCCAACCACCUGCUCGACCGCCAGCCCCCGCCCGGCAAGGAGUUUGUGGAGGAGGCGCUGGUGAGCGUGCUGCGGAUGCUGGAGAGGGCGCUGACGCUGGAGCGAGCUUUGACCUCGGCCGCUGCGGAGGCCGGUCGAGCGGUGCUCAUAGUCGGUCUAUCGAAACUGAUGCUGGCGCCGUGCGGGCCGGAGAAGUGCGACCGGCUGGUGUCGUGCUGCCGCGCGGUGGGGCGGGGCGGCGAGGCGGGGCGGCGCGCCGUGGCGCUGCUGCGCAGGGCGCUGCUCUCGCCGCGCGCCGCGCGCCACCUGCUGGCCUCGCUGGCGCACCGCCACGCGCUCGCCGCGGAGAUCAGGCGAGUGCCUCGCUGCCAUCCUCAUUUCUAUCGCACC
Iphiclides podalirius (scarce swallowtail) is the source of this 2847-nucleotide messenger RNA. The record is from the annotation of a GenBank genome assembly. Lineage: Eukaryota; Metazoa; Arthropoda; Insecta; Lepidoptera; Papilionidae.